AUGGCUUCCGCUCAAGGUUUCAACGCCAGCGGUCAAUUUCUGGAAGAGACUUCUGCAAUUGAGCAGGGUAUUCAAAAAGCUGUGAAUAAUAUUGAUAUUAUUCAAACGCUGCAAUUUCGUAUUUUAGUUAGCGCUUCCUCAGAUAAAGAAGGAUAUGGAGAAGAACGCGAGACUCUCAUGACCGAAACAAAAAAUCUACUAUUAGAACUUAAGGACCUAAUUAAAAAGAUCGAAUAUGAAAAUGUUCGACUGCCGAAAAGUGAUCCCAAUUUAGGUCUCCGCAAACAAAGAUAUGAAUUUCUUCGUGAAAAGUUUUCCCACGCACUUGAUGAAUAUCGAAAUAUUGAAAAUAUCUACAUGAGACAACAAAAAGAACGGAUGGUUCGUCAAUACCGGGUGGUUAAUCCCGAGGCAAGUCAGCAAGAAAUAGAUGAUUAUUUGGCUAAUCCUUCUGAUCAACCGGUAUUUCAACAUUCUUUAAUACGUUCCGGUGAAGCUAAAGCUGCAUUAGAUGAUGUGCAAAAACGACAUGGUGAUAUUAAGCAAAUUGAACAAACCAUUUCAGAGCUAGCUGUUCUUUUUCAUGAAAUGCAAUUACAAGUAGAGGUACAAGAUUCUGUACUUGUAUCUGUUGGAGAAGAAGUGAAUGAAACUUUGGUGAAAUUUGAAAAGG
Molecule: messenger RNA, 673 nt
Organism: Funneliformis geosporum
Lineage: Eukaryota; Fungi; Glomeromycota; Glomeromycetes; Glomerales; Glomeraceae
Source: the annotation of a GenBank genome assembly